This is a messenger RNA of Nakaseomyces glabratus, 1107 nucleotides long. It is a transcript of the gene TAZ1, whose product is annotated as lysophosphatidylcholine acyltransferase. Lineage: Eukaryota; Fungi; Ascomycota; Saccharomycetes; Saccharomycetales; Saccharomycetaceae. Gene Ontology annotation, cellular component: mitochondrial membrane. Gene Ontology annotation, biological process: cardiolipin acyl-chain remodeling; inner mitochondrial membrane organization. The record is from RefSeq and is a predicted model, not a curated record. Gene Ontology annotation, molecular function: 1-acylglycerophosphocholine O-acyltransferase activity.
AUGUCCUUUUAUAAUGUGCUGAAGAAUGGGGAUGACAUGCUUCGGGAGUACCCUCGACGGAGCAUUAUAUGGAGAAUACUCUCCUAUGGUACCUGUCUGUUCACAUACGGGGUCUCUCGGAUGAUUCUAUCCACAUUGUACAACUUCAAAGUGUUCAAUUUUGAGCGGUUAGAGAAUGCCAUGAAGCGGUCAAAGGCCGAGAAUAGGGGUGUUCUUACGAUUAUGAACCACAUGUCGAUGGUUGACGAUCCUUUCGUCUGGGCAACUUUCCCUAUAAGGUUUUACUCCAGUGUCGAUAGGUUUAGAUGGUGUUUAGGUGCGGAGAAUAUCUGCUUUCAGAAUGCUGCACUUUCGUAUUUCUUUUCGCUUGGUAAGACAUUAUCUACUAGGAGGUUUGGAGCCGGUCCGUUCCAGGACUCGAUAGACGCUACGGUGAGGCUCUUUAGCACUGAUGAGACCCUAUUAAAGGACAAAGAUCCAAACUAUAAACCUCCUGUUCGCCAAAAGAGUCCUCCUUGGGUUCACAUUUAUCCUGAAGGUUUUGUCCUGCAGUUACAACCUCCUCAUUCCAACUCUAUGAGGUACUUCAGAUGGGGUGUAGCACGGACUAUUCUCGAAUCAACUGUUCCACCUAUUAUUGUUCCAAUUUUCUCUACAGGGUUUGAAAAGAUUGCUUCAGAAGAGGCCAAAGGAAUGAUGAGACAGCUCAUGCCGAGAAACUAUGGUAGUAAGAUUAAAGUCACUAUUGGUGAAGAGAUCAGUGAUGAGAUAAUCUUUAGAUACAGGAAGGAAUGGCAAGUAUUGGUGGAAAAAUACAAAGACUGUAAUAACCCUGAUGAAAUGCCAGAUGAAUUGAAAUAUGGUGAAGAGGCUGAGGAUCUGAGAAGUAGAUUGGCUGCUGAAUUAAGGGAACACGUAGCAAAGAUUAGACACGAUGAGUGCCACUUUCCAGAAGAAGACCCAAGAUUUAAGUCAGUUUCCUGGUGGAAAAAGUUUAAUUGCUCAGAGGGGGAGUCUGAUCCUGACGUUAAAAUAAUAGGUAAAAAUUGGGCAAUCAAAAGGCUGCAAACACAUUUGAAGAACAAUGAAAAUACAAAAGAUCAUUAA